Messenger RNA from Microtus oregoni (creeping vole), 4372 nucleotides. Its product is annotated as protocadherin beta-8-like. The transcript has a single exon. Gene Ontology annotation, cellular component: plasma membrane. The coding region runs from base 1 to 2409 and encodes 802 amino acids. The record is from RefSeq and is a predicted model, not a curated record. Lineage: Eukaryota; Metazoa; Chordata; Mammalia; Rodentia; Cricetidae. Gene Ontology annotation, molecular function: calcium ion binding. Gene Ontology annotation, biological process: homophilic cell-cell adhesion.
AUGGAGGCCAGCAGGAAGCUCACUGGCAGACAAAGGCAAGUCCUUUAUUUCUUUUUCCUAUUAGGGUUAUGUCUGGCGAGUGCAGGGGAACUGAAGCGCUAUUCUGUGGUUGAGGAAAGGGAGGGUAGGUCCUUUGUAACCAAUUUAGUAAAUGACCUAGGUCUUGGGCAGAUGGAGCUCUCCAGACGAGGGGCUAAGGUCAUUUCUAAAGGGAACAAACUACAUUUGCAGCUGGAUCGGGAGACAGGAGAUUUGCUCUUAACUGAGAAAGUGGACCGGGAGGAACUGUGUGGGCACACGGAGCCAUGCCUGCUACGUUUCCAAGUGUUGCUAGACAAUCCCUUAGAGAUUUUUCAAGCUGAGCUAGAAGUAACAGACAUAAAUGACCACUCUCCAGCAUUCGUGGACAAAGAAAUCUUGCUAAAGAUAUCAGAAAGCAGUCUUCCUGGGACUAUAUUUCCUCUGAAGAAUGCUCAGGACAUGGAUGUAGGCCAAAAUGGUAUUGAUAACUACCAUAUCAGUUCCAAUUCCUACUUUCAUGUGCUCACUCGAAAACGCAGCGAUGGCAAGAAAUAUCCUGAGCUGGUUCUAGACAGAGCUCUGGAUAGAGAGGAGGAAGCUGAGCUCAAGUUAAUCCUCACAGCUCAGGAUGGCGGCUCGCCACCUAGGUCUGGCAUCACUGAGGUCCACAUUGAAGUCCUGGACAUCAAUGACAAUGCUCCCCAGUUUGAACAGCUUUUUUACAGGGUACAGAUCCCAGAGGAUAGUCCAAUAGGCUUUCUGGUCGUCACCAUUUCCGCUACGGAUAAGGACAUAGGAGUCCAUGGGGAGAUCUCCUAUUCACUUUUCCAGGCGUCAGAUGACAUCAGCAAAACCUUUUCGAUCCACCCCUUGACUGGGGAGGUGCGACUGAGAGAGCAACUUGAUUUUGAAAAGACUCAGUUCUAUGAAGUCAAUGUUGAGGCCAGGGACACUGGAACCUUUUCUGGAAAAUGCACGAUUCUGACCCAAGUCAUGGAUGUGAAUGACCAUGCUCCAGAGAUUAUCCUGUCUGCAUUUACCAACCCCAUCCCUGAGAAUUUGCCAGAAACUAUGGUGGCAGUGUUUAGUGUAUCUGAUCUAGAUUCAGGAGAAAACGGCAAAACAAGUUGUUCCAUUCAGGACGAUCUACCUUUCUUCCUAAAGCCUUCUGGAGAAAACUUUUACACACUAUUAACACAGAACGCACUUGACAGAGAGACUACGGCAGAAUACAACAUCACCAUCAGUGUUGCAGACAUGGGGAGUCCCAUACUGAGAACACAAGUCAAUAUAACAGUGCAGGUCUCAGACAUCAACGACAACGCCCCCGCCUUCACUCAAACCUCCUACACACUCUUUGUUCAAGAGAACAACAGCCCCGCCCUGCACAUAGGCACCAUCAGCGCCACAGACUCAGACUCAGGCUCCAAUGCCCACAUCACCUACUCGCUGAUGCCCACUCACGACCCGCAGCUGGAUCUCUCCUCGCUCAUCUCCAUCAACGCCGACAAUGGGCAGCUGUUCGCGCUCAGGGCGCUGGACUACGAGGCCCUGAAGACCUUCGAGUUUCAUGUGGGAGCCACGGACCAAGGCUCGCCCGCCCUCAGUAGCCAGGCGCUGGUGCGCGUGCUGGUGCUGGACGCCAACGACAAUGCGCCCUUCGUGCUCUACCCGCUGCAGAAUGCCUCUGCGCCCUACACAGAGCUGCUGCCCAGAGCGGCUGAACCUGGCUAUCUGGUCACCAAGGUGGUGGCUGUGGACCGCGACUCGGGACAGAAUGCCUGGCUGUCAUUCCAGCUGCUGAAGGCCACGGAGCCCGGACUGUUCAGCGUGUGGGCUCACAAUGGCGAGGUGCGCACCUCCAGGCUGCUGAGUGAGCGCGAUGCGCCCAAGCACAGGCUACUGCUGCUGGUCAAGGACAAUGGCGAUCCUCCGCGGUCUGCCAGUGUCACUCUGCAGGUGCUGCUGGUGGAUGGCUUCUCUCAGCCCUUCCUGCCUCUACCGGAGGUGGCGCGCGACCCCGCCCAAGAUGAGGAUGAGCUCACGCUGUACCUGGUUAUUGCCUUGGCAUCUGUGUCUUCUCUCUUCCUCUUGUCUGUUCUGCUGUUUGUGGGUAUGAGGCUGUGCAAGAGGGCCAGAGCGUCCUCUCUGGGUGGCUGCUCUGUGCCUGAAGGACACUUUCCUGCCCACCUGGUGGAUGUCAGCGGGGCAGGGACCCUGUCCCAGAACUACCAGUAUGAGGUGUGUCUGACAGGGGACUCUGGAACUGAUGAGUUCAAAUUCCUGAAACCAAUUUUACCUAAUUUCCAAGACCAUCCUCUUGGACCAGAAAUGGGUGAAAAUUCCGACUCUAGAAACGACUGGGGUUUCGGCAUUCAGUUAAAAUAGCUUCUUUUUUUUUUUUAUCAUGUGUAGUGUGUUGUUGUUAGCUCAAACUACUAUUUUUGAUGUGCCCAUCGUGAACAUUUGAAGCCUGCCGAAAGCUUGUUUGCAGCAUAUUCCAGCCAUCGUUUUAGUGAGGCUGUCUCAUCUUUAAUCCAGACCGAAGAUGAAAUGUUCUAAUCUUGUCUUUCUAACGUGUCUCUUUUCGUACAAAUCUUGCUGUGGGAUAGCUUAGGAAUGUACAAGAAAGGAAGUGGAAAAUCCUUUCAGCCCAAUCCAACGCAGCUCAGUGUGUGUGCUCUUCCCAGUUGUUAGCCAUCGAGUACACAAUACACAGCAUUGCUCGGAUGCAAGGAGAUCUAAUCAGAAAUGGGAACGAAGGGGCACUGAGGGGCCUGGCUUUUGCUUUAUUCGGCCUCCACUGGACUAACUUUGAUGUUGGUGUUGUUGUUAAAAAAUGUUCCCUAGCUGCAUGUCUCUUCAUUAGCCUGUUGUUGCUUUUAAUAUCACUGUCUUAAACUGCUUUCUGCUGCGUUUUGUUGGUACGGAGGAGGAUUCAGAAAGCCUUCCCCUAUUUUCCUGGUAAGCUGAAAUAGUGUGGCUGUAAAAUUGGCUUUUCUCUUCUGAGAAAUAUUUGUGCAUACCAAUAUUUACUCUUUUCCCCUUUAGUUUUUGCAUUUUGUUUUUGUGUUUGUUUGUUUAUUUGUUUGUCUGAGACAGAGUUUCUCUGUGUAACAGUCCUGGUUGUCCUGGAACUCAAUUUGUAGACCAAGUUGAGUACCACUGAUAUUUCAAUCUCCAAGAACACUAUUAAAGGGAGAUGUCUCAUGUGAAACUUGAUUUUCACCUUUUUGACCUGAAAUGUGAUUCUCAACCUGUGGGUCUCUAUCCCUCUGGGGUCACAUAUCAGAUAUCUUGCCUACCAGAUACUUACAUUAAUAUUUACAACAGUAGCAAUAUUACAGUUAUGAAGUAGCCGCAAAAUAAUUUUAUGGGUGAGGGACACCACAACAUAAGGAACUGUAAAGGGUCACAGCAUUAUUAGAAGGUUGAGAACCACUGCUUUACCACUGUGUCCUCCCUGGGAUGUGUACAGUGUGCUGAGUGCACAGAUCACCCUGGAGGAUCUGGGAUAGCAAUGGAGGGCUAAAAUAGUGGGGGAUGAGCUUAAAAGAGACAGCAUCCCUGGUGACUAAGGAGUUGUCACAUCAUUCCCUGUGCUGCCCAUUUCUGAUUAUAUGUAGGUGUGUCUGCAUGCGGGUAUGCACAUAUGAGUGCAAGUACGCUCAGAGGACAGAGGCAUUGGAUCCCUUUGAUCUGGAGCACAGAAGGCUCUGAGCUGCCUGUCCUAGAUUUUGAAGACCAAACUCAGGUCCUCUGCAAAAGCAACAAGUACUCUCAACCACAGAGCAGUCUCUCCAGACCUUACUUUCAUUAUAUUUUAAAUAUUUUCCCAAACCCUAUGUGGGUUACAAUUAUUCCUGUGUGUGUGUGUGUGUGUGUGUGUGUAGCAAUAUCACUUGUUGUCAAAUGAAGAUACAUAAAAAUCAUUAUAACAAGAGUUUAGGUUUCAUUGGCUUGAGGAACCCAACUAACAACUUCUAGAGCCCUUAGCAAAACAAUGAAUUAAUAAGGGUAUCAAGGAUAUCAAUGUCUAUGUGGUACUGAAGUUCAAAUCCUGAGUCUCGUGCAUGUUAAAUGUGCUCUAUCACUGAACUUCCUGCCCUGCCCUUCGUGAAUUUUCACUGCAAUUCAAUUCAAACUAUAAGAACAGAAAAUCUAAAUAAAAGAAUACAAAGAUAAUCCAAACUUUCAAUAUAGAAUUUAAACUCUAUUUUUAAAUUUAAAUAGAAUUUAAUAUAAGUUUAAAUCUAUUUUAAACUCUCAGUAUUGUUAUUAAAAGAUGAACAAUUCAAUUAAACAAAGACCAGAAUAGAUAUUUUCUGAAAAAGAUAUACCAAUGAUUAGG